CUCAUGGCAGCGUUGCCGAGCAGCAGCCAGCCAGUCCAUCCUCCGCUCUCCCGCACAUCGCAUCCACCAGUUUUUUCCCCCCCACACAUGAUUUUAUUUGAAUAGCAUUUCUGUCAUUGAGAUCUGUUUUGUAUUUUGUCUUGGUUUAACCCCUUCCCCUGCGUCGGGGGCUUCAGCGGGGUGUCCAGUCAAGGAAGUCAGCAUGGAAGCAAUAGCACUUUACACCUUUCGCGCAACGGAGGGAGACGAACUUAGUUUCAACAAGGGGGACAUGCUCAAGAUCACCAACAUGGAGGAUGACCCCAACUGGUACACCGCAGAGCUCCACAACCGAAAGGGUUUUGUGCCGAAAAACUACAUCAAUCUACGGCCACAUGCCUGGUUCGCCGGGCGGAUAUCUCGUGGUGUGGCAGAAAGCAGGCUCAGACACAGGGAGUGCGGAGCCUUUUUGGUUCGGGAAAGCGAAAGUGCCCCUGGGGAAUUUUCCAUGUCUGUCAGUUAUGGGGACCACGUGCAGCAUUUCAAGGUGCUCCAGGAUCGCUGUGGUCAGUACUACGUGUGGGACGAGCUCUUCUCCUCGCUCAAUGAACUGGUGGAGUUUUACCAUAGCAACAGCAUCGCCAAGGAGAGGACCGUGUUUCUGCGAGAUCCUGAGCACUUCGCCAGGCGCCCCCAUCACGCCCACGCCCUCUUCGACUUCACCCCGCACCACCAGUCCCAGCUGCGCUUCCUCCGCGGCGACGUCAUCGAGCUGGUGGACUGCUCCGACUCGACGCGCUGGAGGGGCCGUUGCCAUGGACGCGUGGGCUACUUCCCGCCGGAGUACGUGCAGCCCAUCUAUCACUGCCAAUGACAAUGUGACAAUGGAACGCGACUUUUCAACUCCUUCACCCCGAAACCACACAUCUUACGCUUUUGAGAUUUCAAUUUAUCUUUUAUAAUGACUGCGAGACGUACUCCUACCUGUCUAUCAACCUGGAGAAUAAUCCUGAUAUAAAGGAUUUCUAUAACGGUGGCGAAGUGGGGAGUACUCUCGCCUCACCGCAAGAAGGUUGUGGGUUCAAAUCCUGGAUUGCAUGGGGCCGUUCUGGGUAAGAUUACUCAUGCUUCUACCACCGACAUGGACCGUAAAAUGCACCAUACCUUCUUCUCCAACGCACCGAAAUCAUUGAGUCACACUAAAGCGACAAAGACAAAGAGACAAUAUACAGAGCUGGAAAUGGGGAUCAAACCAGCAACCUUACUGUCACACUAACCUGUUGAGUUGAAUCGGGGGGAUCCUGGGACCUGUGCAAAAAAGACAUUGUUUUGAAUGUGUGGUUAUCUACUGGACUCUUAUGAGGGCUUUAUGUAAAUAUAGAAAAUGGCAAAAAUAAAUGUUAUGUAUGAUGUGUAAAAUAUGGGCUAUAUGUGGUGUUCACGUUUCAUAUUGCACUUUUACACGGCAAAGAUACAGUGUGUAUGGAUAGAAUUGGUCAAAACGGCUUAUUUGAUGUUACAUUUUGGAGUAAUAUAAUAUAAUUCAGCUUGAAAUAAAAUGAUUAUGUCAAAGGGUUAAGUUCAAGUUAAGUCCAGGUUAAAUCCAUUAAGAAGCACAGCACUGGAACACAUUUGAAGCUACAGUGUGUAACUUUCUAGAGGCGGUAUGUUGCCUGCAUGAUUUAAAGCCAUACUUCAAUAUUCUCCAUGGAAAUAGAUGUUUUAUUAGCCAGGCUGAUGCCACCUAGUGCCUCCACUCAAUUUAAUUUCUCUCCAGCGACUAGGUCAGGAAUCGGAAUACACUAGACGGUUCGCAAAAACCCCGGAAGUGUGAGUUCGGGCCCCAGCCAAUCAGUGAAGAGCCAUAUAUUCUGUGUUGUCAACGAUUCCUGAGCUCGAGGAUUUAAAGUCGGAACAAAGAGAAUGUUUGGUGAAUUUUAUCAAGGAGAAAGACAUCAUUGCCCUUCUUCCUAUGGGAUUUGGGAAAAGCUUAAUAUACCAGUUAGCCCCGUUAGCGGCGCGUUACAUACAUCACGACCAAAUAGCAGCGAUUGGUUAAAUAAUAAAAGUACCUGCCUACUGUCGACCGAAGGAAUCCUAAUGCUGCGAGGUCAGACGGUUUCCACGAAGUGAAACCGGUUGAUGAAUCAGGCUAACGUUUUAUGCCAUACUGUGGAAGAUUAUAGCCAAAGGAACAACAUUUCCAUGGAAGAAGCCCUCCUCUUGGUCUAAUAAGAGUCAUGUUUGUGGAGAUGUAAGCUCGCUGAGAGGAAGGGCACGUUAUUACAUUUUACAGUGCAUUCAACACAGUGCAUUUUUGCCCAAAGGGUUACAUACUGUGGCUUUAAAUUCUGAAUUAAAGUAAUUUUAAGUAAUCUAGGUAUAAUUUUUGCAGUGUAUGAAUAAAAGUUUGAAGAAAACGAUGUCAGAUGCUUUCAUAUCUGAAGGACAAAUCACACUUUAAAACUGAGCUAGCUCAUGACUCCCUAGAUAUUUACUGUAUAUAGCCUGGCUAGCUGAACGCACUGACUUUCUCAGCAAUGUGCAUUUAAAUUUUGCACUAAAACGUAAAGACAAUUGUUCAUCUUGCUUAUCGCUCACUUCUGUGUCUGUUAAAAUUUUUGAAAACAGUUUGGGAAAUGACAUAAAUUUGCUGUUUUGUGACGUGUGUGGAAUUAACACUGCCCCAAUGUUUCAUACCAGAGGCCUGUGUCGUUAUUUCAUGAUCAUUUCUGUAUUUAUUCAUAUAUGACAUUACUGUAUAUUAAAGCAAUGCACAAAAAUGUAAAAAGUAAUGAUUUCUGCUGGUGUUCAAAAGAAAUGUGAUUUUAAGAGAACUAAGGGACUGUCUUCCUUUACUUGUAAUUAUUUCAAUAAAUAAAAUCAUACGUGUAUUCAUUGUAAAA
Boleophthalmus pectinirostris (great blue-spotted mudskipper) is the source of this 2885-nucleotide messenger RNA. RefSeq names its product GRB2 related adaptor protein a (gene grapa). The record is from RefSeq and is a predicted model, not a curated record. Bases 203 to 853 code for a protein of 216 amino acids. Gene Ontology annotation, molecular function: protein binding. The transcript has 5 exons. NCBI's taxonomy places the organism in Eukaryota, Metazoa, Chordata, Actinopteri, Gobiiformes, Gobiidae.